AUGAAGCCCUCGUCAGCUGCGCUUCUCCUUGUCGCCGGCCAGGCCGUGGACGCCGUUGACUACAACGCGGCGCCCCCGAAUUUGUCAACUCUGGCCAACGGCUCCCUCUACGAGACAUGGAGACCUCGCGCCCACGUGUUGCCACCCUCGGGCAAGAUCGGUGACCCCUGCAUGCAAUACACCGAUCCCAAGACGGGUCUGUUCCACGUUGGCUGGCUGCACAACGGAACGGGUGUUGGAGGUGCCACGACCGAUGAUCUCGCGACCUAUCGCGAUCUGAACCCCGGUGGUGGACCGGCCAUUGUGCCCGGCGGUAUCAAUGACCCUCUUGCUGUCUUCGACGGCUCCGUCAUCCCUAGCGGAAUCAACGGAACCCCCACUUUCCUGUAUACCUCCGUCUCAUUCCUCCCCAUCCACUGGUCCAUCCCCUACACCCGUGGUGCCGAGACCCAGUCUCUGGCUGUCUCCUAUGACGGCGGCCGCAACUUCACCAAGGUGCAACAGGGCCCCGUCAUCCCUGAUGCACCGUUCGGCCUGAAUGUGACCGCCUUCCGCGAUCCCUACGUCUUCCAGAACCCCAAGCUGGAUGCGUCCCUCGAUAGCACCCCGGGAACCUGGUACACCGUGAUCUCCGGUGGCGUGCACAAUGUCGGUCCCAGCCAGUUCCUGUACCGUCAGACUGACCCGGACUUCCAGUACUGGGAGUACCUGGGUGAGUGGUGGCGCGAGGGCGUCAACACGACCUGGGGUGAUGGCACCUGGGCCGGCGGCUGGGGCUUCAACUUUGAAGUAGCCAACAUCUUCAGUCUAAACGACGAGGGAUACGACCCUGAGGGGGAGAUCUUCACCACCAUUGGAACCGAGGGCUCUGACACACCAAUCGUGAAACAGCUCAGCUCUAUCCACGACAUGCUCUGGAUCUCCGGACAGAUAUCAAACAACGGAUCUAUCAAAUUCACCCCGACCAUGGCCGGUGUCCUGGACUGGGGUGCCUCCGCGUACGCGGGGGCCGGCAAGAUCGUGACGGCGGACUCCCAAGCCGCGAAGAAGAGCGGUGCUCCUGCGCGCUUUGUCACGUACAUCUGGCUGACAGGCGACGAGUUCGAACAAGCCAAGGGCUUCCCUACCCACCAACAGAACUGGACCGGAACCCUACUGCUUCCUCGUGAGCUCCACACCCUGAACAUCCCCAACGUCGUCGACAACGACCUCGCCCGGGAAACUGGCGUGUCAUGGCGCGUGCAAGACUCCGCGAAAUCUGGAACCGUUGAGCUGAAGACCCUGGGUAUCGACAUCGCACGAGAGACCUACGACGCUCUCCUCUCCGGAUCCUCGACCGACGAGCACGCCCGCAAACUCACCAACCAAUCCAGCCCCAUUCCUUUUGCCAACUCCCCGGAGAGCAAGUUCUUCGUGCUGCGCGCCAACCUCACAUUCCCGAAAUCCGCGCGUACCUCGGGCCUCAAGAGUGGUUUCCAGAUCCUCUCCUCGGAACACGAGCACACGAACAUCUACUACCAGUUCUCUAACGAGUCGAUCAUCGUCGACCGAAGCCACACCAGCGCUGCCGCCGAAUCCACCCUUGGAAUUACUAGCUACAACGAGGCGGGUCGUCUCCGUCUCUUCGACGUCGUCGAAGACGGUACCGAGAAGAUCGAGUCUUUGGAUUUGACCAUUGUUGUGGAUAAUGGUGUUCUGGAGGUAUUUGCCAAUGGUCGGUUCGCGUUGAGUACUUGGGUUCGAUCGUGGUACAGCAACUCCACUGACAUCAAGUUUCUUCACAACGGUGUUGGGGAGGUGCAGUUCAGUAAGGUAUCGGUCUCUGAGGGACUAUUUGAUGCUUGGCCGGAGAGGAAUUAA
Molecule: messenger RNA, 1860 nt
Organism: Aspergillus melleus
Lineage: Eukaryota; Fungi; Ascomycota; Eurotiomycetes; Eurotiales; Aspergillaceae
Product: glycoside hydrolase family 32 protein
Exons: 2
Coding region: 1-1860 (619 amino acids)
Biological process (GO): sucrose catabolic process
Molecular function (GO): sucrose alpha-glucosidase activity
Source: RefSeq, a predicted model, not a curated record